This is a messenger RNA of Pisolithus orientalis, 702 nucleotides long. RefSeq names its product ribosomal protein L10e/L16. Gene Ontology annotation, biological process: mitochondrial translation. Gene Ontology annotation, molecular function: rRNA binding; structural constituent of ribosome. Bases 26 to 604 code for a protein of 192 amino acids. The record is from RefSeq and is a predicted model, not a curated record. NCBI's taxonomy places the organism in Eukaryota, Fungi, Basidiomycota, Agaricomycetes, Boletales, Pisolithaceae. The transcript has 4 exons. Gene Ontology annotation, cellular component: mitochondrial large ribosomal subunit; ribosome.
CACUCCGUCUCUUGUUCUCACUUCGAUGUGGCCCCUGCGUUUGCCUGUGCCCCGCGUGCAGCUCGGCGGCGUCCGCUUCCGCUCACAGCUCGCCCCACGCCAGAUCCAAAAUGUCAAGCGACACAAGGGCCGCAUUCCAAUCCCAACAGGUGGCUCGACCAGGGGGACCACACUUGCGUUUGGCGACUGGGGUAUCAGAAUAAAAGGAAUGGGUAUCAGGUUCACCGCAAAACAGCUCAUGACCGCAGAGGAAGUCAUCAAGCGGAACAUAAAAGUCGUCAAGGGGGCAAAAGUCUAUCUCAGAGUCUUUCCUGACAUCCCCGUGUGCAUCAAGGGUAACGAGACGCGUAUGGGCAAGGGCAAGGGAACGUUCGAGUUCUGGGCGACACGCGUUCCUACCGGCAGAGUCAUCUUCGAGAUUGGAGGCACUCCCAUCCGGGAGGAGCUCGCUCGAGAAGCCCUCCGUCAAGCAGCGGACAAGCUGCCGACGACGUUCGAGUUUAUCACCAGACAGUCCUUGCCGCGUUUGGGAAAUAUGGUCGUACAACCUUCAGUUUCGCCGGCUUCAAUCACGUCCAUUGCUACUGCAGUUCACACCUCCUAGACUGUAUCUUAAUAUCCCCCUCUUAACGCAAGCUCUGUUUACCACCUCACUGGGGUACUUCUGUUUCAUGCUUGAGUACGUGUUGUGUUCGGUGAGUU